AUGGCGAAUCUACGCAUUAGUGAAUUAUUUGACGUCGCCGGCCGAUGGGUUGCAAUCACUGGUGGAGCCUCUGGCAUUGGACAUAUGCUGGCGCGAGGAUGCGUUGUGAAUGGGGCCAACGUCAUUCUCAUAGACAUAAAUGAGAAGGCGCUCGCGGAUACCAAAACUGAAGUUGAGAAUUUAGCGACGUCUUCAAACUCAGGUGCUGAAGUGGUGAUAAUCUGUGGUGAUCUUUCCAGCGAAAACAUGGUCAAAGAUGUGGUUGAGAGGAUCAGAUCUAAUCGAACAUCGUUAGAUGCAUUGAUUCACUGCGCCGCUGUUCGAUACAUGAACGACAUUACGUACACUCCAGGCGACAGUCUGGGCCAACUCGAAGCCGCGACAUUAUCAGCGCCGUACAAAGGCUGGGAACAUACCUUUCGCUUGAAUGUCCUUGCACCAUAUUAUUUAACGGCCGGAUUAAUCAGUCUCUUGGGCUCGGCAGCCACACAAGGAGACGGACGGGGCUGCGUCAUCUUGUUCAGCAGUCCGGCCAGCGUGCAUAACCACCAGUUUGUUCCCUGCUAUCAAACCUCCAAGGCCGCAGUGGACCAUCUUGUCAGAAUCAUGGCGGCCGAGUUCGCAAACUUCUAUAUUCGCAUCAACGCCAUAUCUCCUGGGAUUGUUCCCUCAGGAAUGACUCCCGACGACGGCACUUCCAAUCUGCGCUUGGCAGGCGAGACUCCGGCCAAGCGGGCAGGAAACGAAGAGGACAUGGUCGGGUGCGCGCUUUGGAUAAUGAGCAAGGCAGGUGCUUUCAUGGAUGGAAAGGUGGUUCGAGUUGAAGGUGGAAGGUUGCUUAUCCUAAAAGGCGUCACUUCCAACUCGGAUUAA
Colletotrichum siamense is the source of this 873-nucleotide messenger RNA. RefSeq names its product Rhamnolipids biosynthesis 3-oxoacyl-[acyl-carrier-protein] reductase (gene rhlG-1). Lineage: Eukaryota; Fungi; Ascomycota; Sordariomycetes; Glomerellales; Glomerellaceae. The coding region runs from base 1 to 873 and encodes 290 amino acids. The record is from RefSeq and is a predicted model, not a curated record. The transcript has 4 exons.